GGGGGGGUCAAACGCUCUAGCGUUUGAGGAACAGCUUUUGAGGCGCCACUUCCCGGCGUGCAGUGAGCGGAAGGCGGGUCAGGACGGGAGCUGACUCCCGAGCAGGGGACACAGUGAAUCUGUGGCAUUUGGCCCUAAUCUCGGUGUUCACUAUGCACAUUCUCUACACUAGGUAUUUAUUUUUUCAUAUGUUUAAAAAAAAGUCUGCACACUUCAUUUCUGUCCAGUAAGAACUGAUAGAGAAUCAGGGAUUUGAAAGGGCCUAGUCUGGAAAUUUUCAAUGGGUGAAAAUAAGUGAGCAAAAUUACAUUCAUACUAAAGUGUAAUUCUUUCCAUCUGCUCCAUAGUGGGAUAGCCUCUUGAGGCAACUUCCAAUUACAAUGUCAUUUUAGAUGCUUUCCAUGGUGGCAGGUGGGUGAGGACUAGGGUCUGCAGCGAAGAAUAAUAAACACAGCUCUGGCCAUCCGUGGUGCUUCUAACACCAAGGACUACUCCAGUGGAAGAGUUCUCAUUUUGUUGGGAUGAAUAAAAUUAAAUAAAAAUACACAGUACCCAAUAAAGGACCAGAAAGCUUAAGCUUUGGUCAAGCAGAACAAAGGGCUAAUGAGAAAAGGACGAUGUAUUACAGUUUUCUUCUUUCAGUUCAAAACUAGGUUUUAUUAGCGGAGUUUCCCAAAAGAUUUGGACCAAAUUUCCAAUUCAGAUAUUAUUAGAGAUCAUCAAAACUCAAGUCUCUUUACUGGUUUACACCAAAUCACCCAGACUUCCAGCCCAAAACCCACAUGUUCACAUGGUUCCACAGUGCUGUUUAUGGACGAUAACCAAUUCUCGAAAUGGUAAUCCUGUUAGAAGCCAGAGCCCUCAGCCUCUAGCAUGUGUGCUUUGCACAGAGAUGAGUCUCAAAGUUUGGGGCUGGUGAGGAGCCCAGUGCACAGGAGUUCCACAUUAAGUCAUAAUCGGCUUUGUGUUGGACAGUGGAUGUCAGUUGGUGAAAUCAGGCACAGAAGAGGUAAGGGUUUCUGGUAAUAACAACAUAGCAACAGGUCACCCACGUGUUAAUCAAAACUGUGGGACUGUAGGGAGGGCUUUGCUAAUCCCAGAACAGAGGUGUGACCUUGCCCCAUGUCCAGCCUCGAGAAAAUGUCUACAGCAGAUUUGAUGGAGAAUCUCAGGGAAGAACUCACCUGUUUCAUCUGCUUGGACUAUUUUAGCAGCCCAGUGACCACCGAGUGUGGGCACAGCUUUUGUCUGGUGUGUCUCCUCCGGAGCUGGGAGGAACAUAACACACCUUUAUCUUGUCCUGAGUGCUGGAGGACCUUGGAGGGCCCGCAUUUCCAGCCGAACGAGCGUCUGGGGAGGCUGGCCAGCAUCGCCAGGCAGCUCCGGUCCCAGGUGCUGCAGAGCGAGGAUGAGCAGAGCAGCUACGGGAGGAUGCCCGCUGCUGCCAAGGCGCUCUCCGAUGACGAGCAGGGUGGAAGCGUCUUCGCAGUCCAGAGCCAUGGUGUAAACAGAGUGCACCUCUCCAGCGAGGCUGAGGAGCAUCACAGGGAGAAACUUCAGGAAAUCCUGAAUCUUUUGUGUAUAAGGAGAAAGGAAGCUCAGGCUGUACUAACCCACGAGAAGGAGAGAGUGAAACUGUGCCAGGAAGAAACAAAGACUUGCAAACAGGUUGUUGUGUCAGAAUACAUGAAAAUGCACCAGUUCCUGAAGGAAGAGGAGCAGCUGCAACUCCAGCUACUAGAACAGGAAGAGAGAGAGAACAUGAGGAAACUGAGGAACAACGAGAUCAAAUUGACCCAGCAAAUCAGAGGCCUGAGCAAAAUGAUCGGACAGAUGGAGUCCUCCAGUCAAAGCUCGGCUUUAGAAUCUCUUGAGGAAGUGAGAGGAGCCCUGGAAAGGAGCGAGCCACUCUUGCUUCAGUGUCCAGAGGCCACCACCACAGAGCUGAGUCUGUGCCGCAUCACGGGAAUGAAGGAAAUGCUAAGAAAAUUCAGCACGGAGAUAACGCUGGACCCAGCCACAGCCAAUGCCUAUCUCGUGCUGUCCGAGGAUCUGAAGAGUGUGAAAUACGGGGGAAGCAGACAGCAGCUACCCGACAACCCGGAAAGAUUUGACCAGUCUGCGACCGUGCUGGGCGCUCAGAUCUUCACCAGUGGGAGACACUACUGGGAGGUGGAGGUGGGAAACAAGACGGAGUGGGAAGUGGGCAUCUGCAAGGACUCGGUGAGCCGAAAGGGGAACCUCCCCAAGCCGCCCGGGGACCUGUUCUCACUGAUCGGUUUAAAAAUCGGAGACGAUUACAGCCUCUGGGUCUCGUCCCCUCUGAAGGGUCAGCACGUCAGAGAGCCUGUGUGUAAGGUUGGUGUCUUCCUGGACUAUGAGUCUGGACAUAUAGCAUUCUACAACGGGACGGAUGAGUCCCUCAUCUACAGCUUCCCGCCGGCUUCUUUCCAAGAGGCUCUCAGGCCAAUCUUUUCCCCCUGCCUCCCAAAUGAGGGGACAAACACAGACCCUCUCACCAUCUGCUCACUCAACAGCCACGUCUGAGGGGCGUGCCCUGAGCCUUCACAGCGGGCGAUGUCUGAGACCAAGACGUAACUAUUAAGAUGAUGAAGGCAUCGACAGUAUUAAUGUCAGGUGAUCUGAAAUAAACUCCCCUACCCCCACCCCACCCCCAAGAGUUUCCAUUAACUUGAUCCCACUAUGAGCAGCCAAAUUACACGAUCGACUUCAACCCCAACAGAAGAGAGCUGAUCAUAUUCUGUGUCGUUAACUAAAUGAAUUCUCUAGGCUACCCCAUGUAUGUGCUGGUCACUCAAAUACUGAGACCCUGUUACCAUGAAUCCUACUGCCAUAGGCCGGACUUUAUAAAUAGAUGUCACUUUUUCAAGUGUAUUUAAUUAUUUGACUCU
This is a messenger RNA of Macaca mulatta (Rhesus monkey), 2912 nucleotides long. It is a transcript of the gene TRIML1, whose product is annotated as tripartite motif family like 1. Lineage: Eukaryota; Metazoa; Chordata; Mammalia; Primates; Cercopithecidae. The record is from RefSeq and is a predicted model, not a curated record. Gene Ontology annotation, molecular function: protein binding.